AUAUCCCCUUAUAAUGCAAUUAACGGCACUACAACUACUAUUAUUCCACCCUGCUCUGCCUAUGCUAGCAAUAUAAAUAAUAAGCUCUUUCCUGCACUAGUUGGUAUUACUGCUACCACCGGGCUCUCGCCUGCCGUAAUUGUCGCGAUUAUAUUCUCCUGCACGCCUUAG
This is a messenger RNA of Mytilinidion resinicola, 171 nucleotides long. RefSeq lists its product as uncharacterized. Lineage: Eukaryota; Fungi; Ascomycota; Dothideomycetes; Mytilinidiales; Mytilinidiaceae. The annotation marks the transcript as partial. The record is from RefSeq and is a predicted model, not a curated record. The transcript has a single exon.